This is a messenger RNA of Aspergillus eucalypticola CBS 122712, 934 nucleotides long. RefSeq names its product DNA-directed RNA polymerase III subunit C31. Gene Ontology annotation, cellular component: RNA polymerase III complex. Gene Ontology annotation, biological process: transcription by RNA polymerase III. The transcript has 3 exons. The coding region runs from base 104 to 859 and encodes 251 amino acids. The record is from RefSeq and is a predicted model, not a curated record. NCBI's taxonomy places the organism in Eukaryota, Fungi, Ascomycota, Eurotiomycetes, Eurotiales, Aspergillaceae.
CCUUUUCCUCCCUGGACGUUAAACAACCUGGGCCCCAACGGAGCCAUCUCCAUCCGAUUGAGAAAAAGGGGCAUAUUCUCAGUGAAUCAUUUAAUAAUCCGACAUGUCCCGAUUCGGCGCAAAGAAAGGCAGAAAGCUCCCCGGAGCCGAAUUCACUUGGGAGGCAGAUCCCAGCGGAGAAAAUGAUACGGCGCCGACGCCUUUGUUCCCUAAAUACACGGUCCCUCGCGCCAGACCGCUCUCCUCGCAGGAACAAUUGCAGGUGGAUUUCUAUCGCACUCUUCGGGAACGGUUCCACGAUGGCCCCUAUUACUCGAUUCUGGAGGGGGCGGGGUCGACGAUGAAGAAGGAUAGUGCGGCGCGGGCGAACUUCGAUCCCUUCCAUGGCAUGCCGAGUUAUUCGGGCAAGUAUCAGAAGAAGAAGAGGGCUUUGCCGAGGUUACAGGGGAGGCAGUAUGUGAUGAAGUUCUUCCCCCGCGAAUUGUGGCAGACGAUUCAGCCGACGUUCAAGCCCGAUGCCGCGAUGGAUGGGUAUGUGCCGCAGGUGGCGCGGGCUGGGGUGAAGCGGGGAUUUGAGGACGAUGAUGAAGAGGAGGAUGAGGAUGCGGCGAAGCGAGCGAAGGCUGGUGGUGAGGAGGGUGAGGGGGCUGAGGAUGAUGAUGAUGGGGACGGGGAUAUUCUGGAUCCGGAGGAGGAGCAGGAAGGCGAGGAGGAGAUUGAAGAUGAUGACUUUGAGGAUGACGAUGAUGAGAUGGGUGGGGAUUAUAACGCUGAGCAGUACUUUGAUGGUGGUGAUGACGAGUAUGGGGAUGAUGGGUUCGGAGAUGGUGGUGGUGGCGGCGAGGAGGAUACUUAUUAGAUCGAGCUGGAUUCUUGAGAUACCCUUUGUUCAAAACUAUUAUUCUUUGUCGGUUGAUCUUAUCAAUCUAGCGGU